Molecule: messenger RNA, 3674 nt
Organism: Salvelinus sp. IW2-2015
Lineage: Eukaryota; Metazoa; Chordata; Actinopteri; Salmoniformes; Salmonidae
Source: RefSeq, a predicted model, not a curated record
AUUUUGAUAACUUCGAAACUAGAGAGCGCACGUUUGGUCUGGAAUACAAGAAUAGAUGAUUUUCAAAAGACUGAGGACGACAUAAAUCUUCCACCAUGUUCAAAGGGGGCUCGCGGGCUAGAGUUCCUGCUGGUUCUCUGUGGUCUGGAGCUUUCCUGGUCCUGCCCACACCACUGUAUCUGCUACACCGCGCCCAGUACCGUCAGCUGCCAGGCACACAACUURCUGUCCGUCCCCGAAGGCAUUCCCCCYCACAGCGAGCGRAUCUUCCUGCAGAACAACAAGAUCCACCGGCUGCUGCAGGGCCACUUCAGCCCCACCACGGUCACACUGUGGAUCUACUCCAACAACAUCACCUACAUCGAGCCCUCCACKUUCCACGGCUURGCCCAGCUGGAGGAGCUGGACCUGGGGGACAACCGUCACCUGCGUUCCCUGGCUGCAGACACCUUCCAUGGGCUGGGCCGGCUCCAUGCUCUGCACCUGUACCGCUGUGGGCUCAGUGCGCUGCCCAGUAACAUCUUCCAGGGGCUACGCAAUCUGCAGUAUCUCUACCUACAGGAUAAUCACCUGGAGUUCCUGCAGGAUGACAUCUUUGUGGACCUCCACAACCUGAGCCACCUGUUCCUGCAUGGGAACCGUCUGUGGUCACUGCACCAGAACACCUUCCGGGGYCUGGGGGCCCUGGACCGCCUGCUGCUGCACCACAACCAGCUGCAGUGGGUGGACCGCCUGGCCUUCCACGACCUGCGUCGCCUCACCACCCUCUACCUGUUUAACAACUCACUGACCGAGCUGUCUGGAGACUGCCUGGCACUGCUGCCUGCCCUGGAGUACCUGCGCCUCAACGACAACCCCUGGGAGUGUGACUGCAAGGCCCUGUCGCUGUGGGACUGGCUCAAACGCUUCAGAGGUUCUACUUCGUCCGUAGGCUGUCAGGCCCCGGCCGAGCUGGCUGGGAGGGACCUCAAGCAGCUCCGCAAGGAGGACUUCCCCAACUGCUCUGGCUCUGAGUCCCUGCACCAGAGCAAGACCUGGGCCGGGACUGAUAAGGUGUCACUGAAGAAGGAGCCGGACCRGGUGCCACCGCCUCACUCCCACCCCCACCGUCCUCACCACAACGAGUCACCACACUAUCCCUCGCCACCCUCGCCUCUGCCCCAUCCACCCCCGUCUGUAAGCGGGGAGGGCACGGGAUCAGAGGGACAACCUGGGGUGGCGCCCCCUCAGAGGCCAGGCCGRGCUCGGAACUGCACCCGCCAGCGCGUCAGGGGAGGCAAGGGGAAGGGGCAGAAUGAGGUGCAUACCUUAAAGGAGAUGACCGAUAAGGAGUAUUCCUCGCCCGAUUUUGAAGGGGGCAAAUAUGACCACACGUCCCCGGAUGGCACCAUCACGCGGAGGAAGCAUAAGUGCCCUCCCCGGACCACUGUUCGCCCCCCUAGUGGGGUGCAACAAGCCACCAAUAGGGCCACGUUCUCCCAGCCCUUAAUUCAUCUCAAUGCCAUAAUGGGAGCUUUGUUGCCCAUGACCAUUGCCCAUAUUCUCCGCUGACCUAGAGGGAGGGAUAGGUACUGGCUAAACAACKACAGUGCAGUCCUUAGACCUGCUCUAGCUCCUGCACAACAAGGUCUGUGUGUGUGUGUACUUUGUGUGUGUGGUUGUGUGUGUAAAACAUUGUGUAGGGAGCUUCGCUGUUUAGACUCUGAAAUAGACUUUCAAACAUCAACAUCAAAUGUGGGACGGGGAUGUGUGAGGGAUGGGGAUGUGUGAGGGAUGGGGAUGUGUGAGGGAUGGGGAGUGAGGAAAAACGAAAGGAAAACAUAGAACACGCUUGCACUGCCACUGUUGCCAUUAUGUUCUCAUUUCCUGUUGUCUUGGUCUCUUUCUGUCUGAGUUCUGUCUUCGACUCUGCUGAAGCACAGAUAACGAAACUUUUGGUGGGAAAAAAGAGAUGGUGAAAUGCAGCAAUUUAGCUAUGAGACAGAUAAGCUCUAAGGAAAACGUGUUGAAGCCAGCUUUAAUUAUCAGUUCACAGUUUGUAAAUCCUUAUUGAGGGGUGAAACAGAAAACAGAUGACGUGGUGAAAGAAACCAUCACAGAGAAGUCUAGCCCAAUCUUGUGUUUCAUAUUAUUUGCCAAAUGUUAUUUAUUACAUUCAUUGCCAAUAGCUGCUGCAUAGAAUUGGGCCACCGAGGUAUUCGAGGGUAUUGCUCAUCAACAGGGAGAUAAGCAGGAAGCUGCCCGGUCAUAAAUCAUAAUUCCAUAUCAGAACAGAAAUGUGCAACGCUCACUUCUUAGCAGAAGUAAUGGAAAACUACAGAAACAGCACUGCAAAGAGCAGCACACACACAGACCAGUCAGCUCCAGCUACAGUAUGAUAACUAGGUAACUUCUGCUCCAUGCCCAGGUAACAUUGACCCCCGAGCUACAUAUCUAGGUAUACAUCUUCUGCUUACUUUACAGUAUUUCUACAAUAUUUACAUUCUGCUUUAUUAAUUCCUGCUUCUAAAUGUCCUUUCUUUCUACCUGCUCCAUUUCAUUUUCUACAUGUGCUACUACAUAUUAAGCUAAUAUACCCAAGCUGCUAAUUAUCUUUAUGGAGGUGAGUGGGACUGUGGUUGACUCCCACUUCCUUCAAAAACCAGUGUGUCCCCCCAGYAGAAGAAAGCUGUGAAUAUUGAUGGAUCUGUCUAUUUCUUGUCUCAAAUGUUGUUUGUUUGAUUUUGCCAAGACGUAAAGAGGACCUAGCGAUGGAGCCCUAUACAGGGUACACAGCCUUAGGGGUUAAGGGUCAGAUUGGGUAUUCUCAGUUUCCCAGUGAGGCUUUGGGCUUCGCUGAACAGAACACUCUUCAGUGUGGGCAUCCCCUCCUCAUUGAGAACGUGAGGAACAUUUAUAUUGUCCUAAUCAAUGGACAUCAAAGGAAAACAACUGCCCAACAAGACUAGAGAAGAAACAAAAACAAUAUGUGUACCUUAAAUGACUUCUGUAAUGAAUAAAAGAUUAUAAGAGGGGGAAAAAAUGAUUCAAUCAAGCAUGGCAAAACGUGGACCUCUCUUGGAAAUAAUAGAACUGCUAAAAUACCUCUCUCCAUUGACUGCUGUUCUUGUCAAUGGAUGUGGGGAACCAAGAGAAAGACAAUCACUUCUAAAGUAGCAGGGGGUUUAACAGGACCAUGGGCAGACAGACAGACUACUACUGGACUACUAUCCCCCUGGACUACAGGAGCUUUUGUGCCUCCGCAAAAUACAACAAUAAGUUGACGAUGUUUGUAAUAARAAUGKUGUUAACUGUACCAUUAACAAUGACAACGAGAGGACUAACUAACUGCAGUUCUAAUAUUAAUCAUUUAUUAUGAGAAUAACAAUAUUAAUGACGUCAUCAACAAUGAAAACAGGGUUUCUGCUCCCCUGAUGAGGGGACAAUCUUUCUUUAAAUUCAUUAACCGUUUCAUUUUUUUUUGUUUGCUAAAAGGAACAUUUUAUAUAACCUUUUUUUUGUUACAUCCUGUCAACCCCUUUAUCGGAUAAAAAUGCACAAUUCAGUUCCCCCUCCUACUGUUCCCCAUCUAUCUUCUGUCUCCUAAUGUUCCCCAUCUAUCUCCUGUCUCCUACUGUUCCCCAUCUAUCUCCUGUCUCCUACUGUUCCCCAUCUAUCUCCUGGCUCCUACUGUU